AUGAGCACGAAUGUUGGUGGCAUCUCCUGGAGCUUCCCAAGCAAGACAGAAACCGUGCAGAAGGCCGGCUUCAUCAAGCCGGGAGCUGCUUUUUGCCCAAAGGCACCAAGACGAAGGUUUCUGCCUGGGCUCGGAAACGAGAAGCAAAAUGAACCUCAGAACUCGCCGGCGGCGCCGCUUCCGAGUGACUUUAACCCCAAAAUUAAAAUGGACCUUGGGGACGCGCCCGGUGCCGCCGAGGAGUCUUCGCCUCCGAAGCCGAAGGUGACGCUGUUGUCGACGCUGUUGCUGUCGCCGCCUGUAGAGGCCGAGGCCCCCGUUCCGCCGUGUCGCGCGGUCCCGAAGGAGACUCCGGAGGUGGACGUGAGGCCGGAUGCUCUGUCCCGCGGUUCUGAGGAACAUUUAGCUCCAAACGCCCUCGAGCAGGCGGAAAUAACCCCCCAGAAGGAAGAUUCCCAUAUUGGGAAAGAGGAUGAAAUUGCGGACAGCUCUAAGGGUGCUUCCCUGUGCUCUAGGAAACAGGGUUCAAAGAGGAAGUUCUCCCAGUCCGACGGCCCCUUCCCCGCUUCCGAAUCCGACGAGGAUUCUGUGAGGACUUCUUCCAGCCAGCGGUCGCACGAGCUGAAAGUUUCCAGCACGGAAAAAGAGAGAGAUUCCAGAAGAAGUUCCGCUUCGCUCAGGGGGGAAGAGCCGGGGAAGUCCUCGUCGCGAUCCAAGUCGGAUAGAGAGGAAAAAUAUUCCAGUUACUCAAAAUCCGAUAGAGAUUCGCGCUAUGGGUCCUCCCGGUCCCGAUCGGACAGGGAGAGGAGACGGAGCCGCUCCCGGUCCCGCUCCCGCUCCGAUCGGGGCUCCAGAACCAGCUCCUCCUAUUCGCGGUCGGAGCGGUCGCAUUACUACGAAUCCGAGCGGAGGUACCAUCGGAGCUCCCCGUACAGGGAAAGGACGCGGUACUCCCGCUCGUACGCGGAGAGCAGGGCGCGGGAGAGCUCGGAUUCCGAGGAGGAAUACCGCAGGACGCAUUCCAGGUCGAGCGACUCGAGGCGGACGUCGUCCCAUUCCUCCUCGUACCGGGACUCGAGGACGUCGUACUCCAAAUCGGAGCGGGACGGCAAAACGGAGGCGUCUCACGGCGAAACGGAGAGGAGAGGAAAAUCUUCUUCCAAAGUAGAUCGGGAUUCCAAAAGGACUUCGGAGAGCGAAGCCCCCAAAAGGUGCUCUCCCCUUAGCGAGCUAGGCUAUCGCAAGGGGACAUCCCAUUCUAAACCUGACAGUAAUGUGAAUUCCUCCCGCUAUAAGUCCACCCCUUCAAAGACCCCCGCGCCAAAGCCUGAUAAAUUUAAAAGUUCUUUCUGUUGUGCAGAAUCGAAUGAAGAAAUAAAGCAGCAGUCUAAUUCUCUAGAUGUAGAGGCCUCUUGUCUAAGAAGCAACGAGGCGAGAGCGCCCGUUGCAAAAAAAUUGGAAAGGGAAAAGACUCUUUCUCCGGUGAAUCCAUGGAACGAGUCGCCCUCUUUUAAAAAGGCAGACGAGUCAAAAGAUGGUUUUUCUAACGCAAAAGCUGAUGAACUUUUAGGAAAUGAAUGCCAUGACAGUGUUAAGGGACAGGAAACUCUAAUAAAGCCUGAGCAAUUAAGAACUUAUUUACCUAUGGAACUGCAUAUAAACGGGUCCCCAGAAGAGGACGCCGCCCCGUCUUUGUAUCAUUCGGAAGUUGAAAUUGAAGUCGAAGCAGCAGAUAUCAAGGUCACUUCGGAGGCUUUCCUGGACGUUCACGUAGAGCCGCAAACGGUGACGUGCGGCUACGAGAGCACCGAGGAUCAGAAUUCCAAGUCUGCCUGUGAGGAUGAGCAGUAUCUGAUUCAUCCUUCCCACCGAGGUAGCUUAGCAGUGGAUAGUUCAAGCAGAGAUUCCUCCCAGGACGGUUGUUCCCUGAGGGUGAAACUAGACAAUCCCGUCGUUUCCCAGCAGCCGGGCGAAAUGGAAAACUCUCCUUUAAAGACGAGCACUCGUAUUAUUCCGAAGUCCCGCUGGAACACCGGAGCAGGGAGAAAGCAGCAGCAGAAAGUGCUGUUUCUACCGGAGGAACUGGGUCGGAGGAGCAUUGCCUUGGAAUAUUGCGAGAGGGACGAAGGGAACGAGUCCGUGGUGGCUUCGGCUUUUCCGGAAGCUCCGUAUCCGUCUUGCGACGUCGUCGUCACGGCAGAAGAAACCGUAACGCAAGGCCCGACGUGCGACAGCAGCGGCAACGCUUCCGAAUUCCUCCCCGCGCGCAGCGGCGCCUAUUCGGACACGGCGGAAAGCGAGAGCGACGCGGGCAGCGAGGAGAGCGAUUCGGAAGACUCGGAUUCUGAUGACGGCGUGCCGCGGAAACGGCUCCAGUCCAUCGUGGUGGUGCCCAAAAACUCCAGCAUCGCGCUGGAGGAAAGCAGCCCGUGCUCGUCGCGGAGCAGCCAAGGCGCCAGGCGCUACUCCGACCACUGGGACGACGAGCGGCCGGAAUCCAGCCGGCCCUACUACGAGGAGAGGCCGGAGAACCUGGCAGGUAAGAACGGGCCGCAGGUGGAGAGCAGAUGUUCUCCGAGAGGGAUGGACAAGAGUCCGGCUACGUCCACGGAGCCGAGCAGGAAGGAAGCGGAGGAGCCGGACGCGUCCCAGCCGCAGAGCGACGGCGUCGACAGCACGAGUCAGGCGGACCUGGCGGCGGAUUCCAACGGAAAGCCCAACCCGGAGCAGAGGAUGAUCCUAAAGGAGCUGGUCGCUGUGGGUAGAGCAGUCGGCCGCCCGGAAGAGCAGGCGUUUUGUGUGCCCGAGAGUUUCGAAGGUCCUGAUAAAUCCCAAAACCAAACAAGCUCUUCCAAACCGGACAGUAGGCAAGGGAAGGGUGGGCCUAACCAGUCCUCGCACGGAGACUUUUCCCGGGUGGACGGUUUUCAUCCGACGGAGGAUUUGAGUGGUUUGGGCUGGGACUUUUCCCAGCCGGAGAAGCCCAGUAGCACCUACCAGCAGCCCGACAGCAGCUUUGGGGUCUACCCGGGCUAUGUUUUCCAGCCCGGGUCGGGAGCGUACGGCGGCUCCCAGCCUUACUGGGAAGGCAACGGAUAUUGGGAUGCCCGAUCCGCGAGCCGGCCUUCCGGGAUGAGCUACGAGCGAGCUCAAGGACAAGUGCCGGAUUCCUUGACGGAGGAUCACGAGGAGUACGAAGAGGACGAGCGCUGGGAUGACGACUGCAAGCCCCAUUUUCCCAGCCAGUCGAGCCAAUUCCAUGGGCCUGCAGAGCAGGAACAAGGUUCCGUGCAGGCCCACGAGAUCAGCAGCAAUUCCACCAAGGAGCCCGUCUCCGUCGGAGAGAAAAAGGAGGAGGUGAAAGUUGCGGAAAAGAACGACGCGAAGGAGCGAGGACCGCCCAAAAAGAGACGCCAAGAGGUGGAGAGCGACUCCGAGAGCGACGGGGACGCGCGCGAGAGGAAGAAGGUGAAGACGGAGGGGGAGCCCGCGGACUCGGCGCCGCAGGAUUCCUCCAUGGUCGGGCGGUUGUGCAUCAUGGAAGACUUCCGAGACCCGCAGCGCUGGAAGGAGUUCGCCAAGCAGGGAAAAAUGCCCUGCUACUUCGACCUCAUCGAGGAGAACGUCUACUUGACAGAAAGGAAGAAGAACAAGUCUCACCGGGAUAUCAAGCGGAUGCUGUGUGAAUGCCCUCCUCUUUCCAAGGAAGAGCGAGCCCAGGGGGAGGUGGCCUGUGGCGAAGACUGUCUCAACCGGCUGCUCAUGAUAGAGUGUUCUUCCAGGUGCCCAAAUGGCGACUACUGCUCCAACCGGCGCUUCCAGAAGAAACAGCACGCGGAUGUCGAGGUGAUCCUCACUGAGAAGAAAGGCUGGGGCCUCCGAGCUGCCAAAGAUCUCCCAUCGAACACGUUUGUGUUGGAGUAUUGCGGAGAGGUGCUGGAUCACAAGGAGUUCAAGGCCCGGGUGAAGGAGUAUGCUCGGAACAAGAACAUCCACUAUUAUUUUAUGGCCUUGAAGAACGACGAGAUAAUAGAUGCUACCCAGAAAGGAAACUGCUCUCGUUUUAUGAACCACAGCUGUGAACCAAACUGCGAGACACAAAAGUGGACUGUGAACGGGCAGCUCAGAGUUGGAUUUUUCACCACCAAACUAGUCCCGUCGGGCUCAGAGCUGACGUUUGACUACCAGUUCCAGAGAUACGGCAAGGAGGCUCAGAAGUGCUUCUGCGGCUCCGCCAACUGCCGCGGCUACCUCGGCGGGGAGAACCGGGUCAGCAUCCGCGCGGCGGGAGGGAAGAUGAAGAAGGAGCGCUCCCGCAAGAAGGACUCGGUGGAUGGGGAGCUGGAAGCGCUGCUGGAGAACGGCGAGGGCCUCUCGGAUAAGAACCAGGUUCUCAGUUUAUCCCGGUUGAUGGUUCGGAUCGAGACCCUGGAGCAGAAACUUACCUGCCUCAAACUCAUACAGAACACGCACUCGCAGACCUGCCUGAAGUCCUUCCUCGAGUGUCACGGCUUGUCCCUCCUCUGGAUUUGGAUGACGGAGCUGGGCGACGGGAGGGGAAGCACGGCCAACAACCUGAAGCUGCAGCUGGAGAUCAUGAAGACGCUCGAGCUGCUGCCCAUCCCCACCAAGAACAUGCUGGAGGAGAGCAAAGUGCUGCCCAUCAUCCAGCGCUGGGCGCAGACCAAGGCGGCCGUGCCGCCGCUCAGCGAGGGCGACGGCUACUCGAGCGAGAACACGUCGCGCGCCCACACGCCGCUCAACACGCCCGACCUGUCGGCCAAGGCGAGCGCCGAGGCCGACGCGGACACCCCCAAGAAGCUGGUGUUCCGCAGGCUCAAGAUCAUCAGCGAGAACAGCAUGGACAGCGCCAUCUCGGACACGACCAGCGAGCUGGAAGGCAAGGAGGGCAAGGAGGAGCUGGAGCAGCUGGAGGGCGCCGCCGCGGAGGGCUCCGAGGAGCAGCCCCAGCAGCCCGAGCCCAAGGCGGCCGCGGAGGCCGCGGUGGAGAGCAGCAAGUCGCAAGCGCUGGAGCUGGAGGCCGAGCCCGACGCGGAGGCCAAGGAGAGCAACGGGGCCAAGCUGGAGGAGCCCAUCACCAUGGAGACGCCGUCCCAGGACGAGGAAGAAGGCGUCUCCGACGUGGAGAGCGAGAGGAGCCAGGAGCAGACGGACAAGAUGGUGGACGUGAGCGACCUGGCCACGCGGCUGCUCGACGUGUGGAAGGACCUCAAG
This is a messenger RNA of Tinamus guttatus (white-throated tinamou), 5235 nucleotides long. The record is from RefSeq and is a predicted model, not a curated record. Lineage: Eukaryota; Metazoa; Chordata; Aves; Tinamiformes; Tinamidae.